Molecule: messenger RNA, 1883 nt
Organism: Aspergillus saccharolyticus JOP 1030-1
Lineage: Eukaryota; Fungi; Ascomycota; Eurotiomycetes; Eurotiales; Aspergillaceae
Exons: 2
Coding region: 105-1577 (490 amino acids)
Source: RefSeq, a predicted model, not a curated record
GAAAUCCCUCCCUUCCACUCCUUCUCUUUUUCCUUCCUGAUCUUCUCUUUGUUCUCUACCUGAAACCCUUAGAAAUCCAUUUUCUUGCUUUCUUCAAUCGUACCAUGUCCGACCAGCCUGGCCCAUCGCGGUCACUCCCCACACGAGACCACAGUCACAACAGCCCCCGCGUUCUCUCCCCAGAUUCCACUAACCUUCGCCAUCGCGGGCCAGCCCGAUCUGCGACAUUUGCAGAGGGCACGACCUCGAACCUGCAGACUCAGCGGCGCAAUUCCACCUUUUCCGACUCGGUUUCAGAGGCUCGACAUUCAAUUCGAUCCUCCACGGACGAUAUACUUUUUCCACGUGUAGCCAAGGGUGGUGACGUGGACCUGACAAAUGAAGAAUCACAUUGGCACUCAGCUCCCUUGGGUCUGGCUUUACUGCCUGCUAUUGCCGGGAUUUUUUUCCAGAACGGCAGUGCCGUCGUCACCGACAUCACCCUUCUUGUUCUCGCCGCCAUCUUUCUGAAUUGGUCGGUCCGAUUACCGUGGGAUUGGUACCGUUCCGCACAGGCUGUGCGGCAAUCGGGAAAACAAUUCGAAACCACUGAGUUUCCAUUAAGCCCAGAGCCAAAUGAUAAGCCUACAGGCGCCGACCUAGAUGAUAAUGCUCAGUCGCCGCGUGUUCAUGAACAGCCCCACUCUAGCAAUGCUGCCGCAGCCACCAGAGAGCUACAGAUUCACGAGCUUGCCGCUCUGGCCUCGUGUUUCAUCUUCCCGUUGAUCGGAACAUGGCUCUUGCACACUAUCCGGUCGAAGCUCUCGCGCCCGUCGGAAGGUUUAGUCUCCAAUUAUAAUUUGACCAUCUUCCUCCUGGCCUCCGAGAUACGGCCUUUCUCGCAUCUCUUGAAGAUGGUCCAAGCACGCACGCUCCAUCUCCAACGUAUCGUCGCAUUGUCCACCGAAGACGAGAUCGACAAAGUCGACGCUCACAGAGUGCUCGACCUGACGAAACGUCUAGAAGAGCUCGAAGCCCAUAUUGCUGAGGCGGCCGCCGCACGACUUGCGCCAGGCUCUUCGAAUCAAGCUGGACAACCUUCGCAGAACGAUGCCAUCCAGACUCUUGUAUCCCAGGCUACCGCCGAUAUGCGCAAGAGCAUUCAAUGGGACAUUGACGCCUUGAACCGCGCCGUCCGACGCUACGAGAAACGCACUACCCUCUCCACGUAUCAGACGGAAACGCGAUUUCAGGCUCUGGAGGCUCGCGUACACGACACGUUCUCACUGGCAGCUGCCGCGCAUCGUACCAAGCCCCAGGGCCUGAUCAACAUGAUUAUGGGAUGGACUUAUACGGUCAUCACCCUUCCUGGACAGAUUUUCAGGAGGGCCAUCAAUCUUCCGAUGCAGGUGAUCCGAGGCUGCUUGCGGUACGGCGGGGAGAAAGUGCUGACCAGACCGGCCGCCUCCGCUCCACCAAAUAAGGGCAAGUCACCCAAAGACCGCAAGUCGCAGCCUUCAAAGGGGACGAGACGUGCUGCGCCGCCGAGUCACCCGGUCGAUACACGGACGCUUGAUCCAAUCAAAGAGUUCAAGUGAGACCUGUAGUGCACGGGUGGAGUAGAAUCGACCGCGACAUGCUUGUGUCCGAAUGCUGAAGGAAACCAAAACAUCUUGGGUAGGAAUCUAUGUCAACCGAUAGGAAUACUGCAUGGCCUGAGUGUUAUGUGAUUCUUGGAUUGCAUUGGAAAGAUCUGAAUCAGCCCACGCGAAAGGCAAUAUCAAAAGACACCUCAUGAUGUUAAUCCAAGCCAUCCUUGUUGAGCUGAAUGCGUUGAUUUGGUACCUGAACAUUUGUAAAAUAGCAUCUCAAAGUUGAAUGUUAUAUCACAGCUUAAAAUCGUC